Molecule: messenger RNA, 1095 nt
Organism: Aspergillus puulaauensis
Lineage: Eukaryota; Fungi; Ascomycota; Eurotiomycetes; Eurotiales; Aspergillaceae
Product: glycoside hydrolase family 16 protein
Exons: 2
Coding region: 1-1095 (364 amino acids)
Biological process (GO): carbohydrate metabolic process; fungal-type cell wall organization
Cellular component (GO): fungal-type cell wall
Molecular function (GO): hydrolase activity, hydrolyzing O-glycosyl compounds; glycosyltransferase activity
Source: RefSeq, a predicted model, not a curated record
AUGACUCUCCUUCGACACCUCGCCCUCUUCGCGGCCUGCUUUGGGCCAGCCGUUGCCCAGACAUGGACUCAUUGCAAUCCCACAAAGGAAGACUGCGAGCCCAACGCAGCGCUGGGAACAAACCACACCUGGUCCUUCAACAGCACUCUCGACGAGAAGAUCUGGAACACCACCAAUGGCGAAAUCACCUACACUGACGAGGGCGCCGAAUUCACCAUCGCCAAGAAGCUCGACUCGCCCACAAUCCAGUCCACCUUCUACAUCUUCUUCGGCAUCGUCGAAAUGCACGUCAAGAUGGCUGCAGGCCCUGGUGUCGUCAGUAGUGCGGUGCUGCAGUCGGACGAUCUGGACGAGAUCGACUGGGAAUGGGUUGGCUACAACACCUCCGAGAUCCAAACCAACUACUACAGCAAGGGCGUCACCGACUACGAGAACGGCGAGUUCUUCAAGAUCGACAACGCCGACACGGAAUUCCACAACUACACCACCUACUGGACCCAGGACAAGAUUGAGUGGUGGGUCGACAACAACCUGCUCCGGACCCUGACCUACGACGAAGCGAAGAAUGGCUCCGAUAGUGCGUUUCCGCAGACGCCGAGCAAUGUUCGCAUUGGUAUCUGGCCUGCUGGUGACCCCGACAAUGCGCAGGGCACGAUCGAAUGGGCUGGUGGUGAGGUCGACUACGAUGCUGGCCCGUACACCAUGGUGGUCAAGGAUGUGCGCGUCCACGACUUCCACACCGGCAAGGAGUAUGAGUAUGGGGACAAUUCUGGCACUUGGGAGAGCAUCAAUGUUAUCGAAGGUAACUCCACUGCUGUCGAGGAGAUCAACAAGCCACCACCAAAGUCGCUCAACGAUAAAUGGAACGACCUGCCUUCCGGCGCCAAAGCCGGUGUCUACAUUGGCGCUGCCGCCGGCGGGUCUGUCCUGCUGGCCCUGUUUAUCUUCUUCUUCAUCCGCCAACGCAGAAAGGGCCGUCUCGAGCACGCCCUCGGAGAGAACAAGUUCAACAACGAGCGCAACGAGAUGAACAACUUCCAAGACAACUGGAAGCAGAGUGAAUGGAAGCACGGGGGUUACCAGCCUGUUCAGUAG